AUGCCAAAGCGGUCUUCACCUUCUACCACAAAGGUCUCCCCAGUGACGAAAAAACCUACGAUUCUAAGCAGCUACGAUGCCACAGCUACAGAAACAUGGGUCAAGUGCGGUGAAUGCGCCACCACAUUGGGCAUCAAUGAAACCGCAAUCAGAUCAUUUGAAAAUGCGGUAAAUAGAGACCCUUCAAACCUAACAGCCUUGUGUGGACUAAGUUUAUCCCUUAGACUCGACGAUAUCCAAAAUAAUGCAACGUUUGGCUCACAAUCCUCAAUCGAAAGACUAAACCAAUCAAUUGAACAGUUUCCCCACUUGCUCAAACACUAUCAAAUAUUCAAAGAAUUAUCAGAAUGCUACUUGCUAAUUGGACUAAAUGACCAAGCACACCAGGCCAUACAACAAGCUAUACUGUUGUCCCCCAAAGAUGCCUCACUUUGGUUACUAAGCGCACAAACCCUUAUACGAGCAGGCGCAAGAGCCCACGCAGCAAACUCAUUAACCCACUGCUUAUCAUUAUUACCACCACCACCACCACCAUCAUCACAACAGCAACAGCAACAACAAUACAGUACCAAAAACUACUCUUCUCAAGAUAUAGAGACUGCUAGAGCAGCCCACGCAGAAUUGGCUGCCAUUGCCGCAGCUGACGGAAACAUUGAAACAUCAAUUGCAGAGCUCACUGCAACAUUGUCAUUACCACCACCUCCACUCUCACGAAUCGAAGAACAUAUAGCAUUAUGGUGCGCCUUGGCAACAGCAAAGGAACGCGCCAACGACAUUAUGGGCGCAAUCAAUGCAUGCAAAGACGCAGAGUUGGCUGUAGGCGACUCGCCGAGAAUUCUCAUGACAAAUGCAUAUCUCUUACUCUUGCUAAACCCCAGGGAAAAUGCAGAAGAAGCAAUAAGUUUACUAAACAAGAUUGUCAAUUUGGAAAAUGAAGCAAUGGUGAGCGAAGGAACAGACUUUUUACCUUGGUACUUGCUAGGCAGAGCCCACUCAUUUAUGGAUAGACCAAGAUUAGCUUAUGACUCGUAUCAAGUGGCACUCCGAUGCGCAUCAAACUCACCAAUCACUUGGCUCGCAGUGGGCAAAUUGUAUUUGGAGUUGAAGCAAUUACCAGAUGCAUUAGCUGCAUACUCCCAAGCACUCAAAUUACAAUUGGAAGAUGGCUCACAAGGUACAGCCACAGCAUGGGAUGGCUUGAGCUGUGUUUAUGAACGCUGCGAUGACCACUUGAUGGAUGCCUCAGAUGCAUGCAGUCGAGCAGCUGCAUGUUUCAAGGCAAUUGGAGACUUGAAGAAUAGCGAGUAUUUCGAAUAUAGAGCUGACCAGUUGGCAAAAGCCUCAAAGAAAGAAGCACCAGUGCCAGAGUUGAGACAACCACCAGAUGUUCCAAGUUUUCUCUUGCGGGACUUGGUUGCACUAGCACCCAAUGAGCGAAUUGCAUAUACUCAAACUCAAAGGCAGUCACAAGUGCUGAUACAACCACAGCAAGAGGUGAAGAAUGAGCCUCAACAACAACAGCAACAGCAACAGCAGCAACAGCAACCACCACCACCACCACAACAACAGCAACAACAACAACCACUGCAACCACCGCAACCACCACAGCCAUCCUCAUCGUAUCAACAACAACAACCACCACCACCACCACCUCCACAGCAACAACAACCCCAACAACCUCAACCAUUGCCCAAUCAUUACCACCCAUCACCACUGCAAAUGUCGCCACAACAGCCAACUCCUCAACAAGUACCUCAGCAGUUGCAACAAGCGCAGCAAACGCCACAACAAGUCCACCAACAACAAGCUCAACAACAGCAACAACAACAACAACAACACUAUAGAGGAGUUCCACCACAGCCUCAAUAUUAUUACCCUCCUCCUCCUCCACUACCACCACAUCAACAACAACAGCAACAAUAUUACUACUCUGGCCCACCACCACCUCCACAACAGCAGCAACAUCCAGUUUCACAACAACAAUCACCUCAACAACACCAGCACCCCCAAAUGAUGCCGCCACCAAAUUUACCACAAGCAAAUGGCCAUUAUAUUGUCCCACAACAACAACAUGGUCCCCCACCACCCCCACCACCGGGCGCAUCUGCAAUAUCUGUUGGAGGAGCAGGCGUGAAUGGGUCGUAUGGUGGAAAUGUAAAUGGUGGUGGAGCACAAUACUUGCCCAUUCCUGGAGGAGUACAUAAUGGUUCGCAAUAUGCUCUGCCCAGUUGGAGGAAAUGA
Messenger RNA from Lodderomyces elongisporus, 2241 nucleotides. It is a transcript of the gene TCC1, whose product is annotated as Tcc1p. Lineage: Eukaryota; Fungi; Ascomycota; Pichiomycetes; Serinales; Debaryomycetaceae. The record is from RefSeq and is a predicted model, not a curated record. Gene Ontology annotation, molecular function: protein binding. The transcript has a single exon. Bases 1 to 2241 code for a protein of 746 amino acids. Gene Ontology annotation, cellular component: chromatin; Set3 complex. Gene Ontology annotation, biological process: regulation of transcription by RNA polymerase II.